GUUGGAGAUGUGUGAGCGCAGUCUCUACAGAGCGGGCUACGUGGGCUCGUUUCUCAAUCUGCAGUCGCCAGACUCUUUCUACUUCUCCAACCUACGGCCGAAUGGCGGCCAGUUGGCCGCACUUCCCCCUAUCUCCUACCCACGCGGCGCGCUGCCCUGGGCCGCCACGCCCGCCUCCUGCGCCCCCGCGCAGCCUGCGGGCUCCACUGCCUUCGGCGGCUUUUCGCAACCCUACUUGGCCGGCUCCGGGCCUCUCGGCCUGCAGCCCCCAACAGCCAAGGACGGACCUGAAGAGCAGGCCAAAUUCUAUGCACCCGAAGAGGCCGCUGGGCCAGAGGAGCGCGGCCGUACCCGGCCGUCCUUCGCCCCCGAUUCUAGCCUGGCCCCUGCAGUGGCUGCUCUCAAAGCGGCCAAGUAUGACUACCCAGGUGUUGGUCGUGCCGCGCCGGGUUCCGCGACCCUGCUCCAAGGGGCUCCCUGCGCUCCCGGCUUCAAGGACGACACCAAGGGCCCGCUCAACUUGAACAUGACAGUGCAGGCGGCGGGCGUUGCCUCUUGCCUGCGACCUUCACUGCCCGACGGCCUGCCGUGGGGGGCGGCCCCGGGGAGGGCCCGCAAGAAGCGGAAACCCUACACGAAGCAGCAGAUUGCGGAGUUGGAGAGCGAAUUCCUCGUCAACGAAUUCAUCAACCGUCAGAAGCGCAAGGAAUUGUCCAACAGGCUGAACCUCAGCGACCAGCAGGUCAAAAUCUGGUUUCAGAACCGGCGUAUGAAGAAGAAGCGCGUGGUGCUGCGGGAGCAGGCGCUGGCGCUCUACUAGCCGCGCGCGUGGCCAGGGCUGGGCCUGCCCUUUUGGACAGAGGCCUGGUGUGGGGAGGAGGAACUGGGGCUAAGGCUUUUCCUUCGGUUCCUUCUCCGCCGGUCCCGAAGCCACGAAGAGAUUUAGACACCAGGCCAGCUAGGCCUCCUUGCUUUCCUCCGUCCCUGAGAAGCCUGGGAGAAAGUGAGGAAGUUCCAAUGCAACGCUGGCCUUAAGGCUUCCACGUGUGGGGUCUGAGGCCACCUCUCCCUGCUCCAGGCUGGGGCAUUUGCACCCACGGCUCAUUCUUGCUCCCUGGUACCUGGAUUUUUCUGUUUCCGUCCAAUUCGUUCUCUUUCCCCCUCUCUCCAGCCCCUUCAGCAUUUAGCAGUCGCCUAGAUAGGGCUCAGAGGGAAGGCCUCCUGAGGGAAUGGAAAGGACUGUGGGUACAAUUAGGUCUCUGCAGCAGAAGCCCUUUGUGUCAAGGCCAAGAUCUUCACUCUGAAAAAAGGAAAAGGCACCAUACAACGGAUACCUUCCUGUCUGCCCUGGCUGAUUUGAGAGGACAAAAGCCACACUAGACCUUCAGACUUUGGGAGGAAAAAAGAGAGAAGGGGAGGAGCUGGGUGGUGGGGCAAACUUGGAGAUAUCUCAAAAUGCGAAAUGCGAGGUAGGCUGGCCCCUCCAGCUGGGUGGAAUAGGGUGGAGCUUUCCUUCCCUGAGAUGGGAUGAAAGAGACCGAGGCUCCAGACAAAGUGCAAUCUCCAGACAAGACUGGCAAACAUUGCUAUACUCCCACCUCCUCAUACAAGCCUAGGCCAGGCGCAUGAACCCUGUAACUGGAUCCCCAGAGCCUAGCUCUGGUGAAAGGAGCUGCUGGUCUGCUUUGAAGCUGUGGCACAGGGAGGAGGGAAAGAUAUCCUGGGGAGGAGAAGGGAGUGAGCAAGAGGAGGAGGGUGCUACACUCCAGCUAUAAAUAUGGCUUUCCAGGUGAGGUGAGUAAAGGUAUCGACACAUCUGUCUUUCUUGAUUAACCUUAAUGGACCCCCACAAGGACAGGCAAAAGAUCCUUCUCAAGGGUCAUGGGGUGGGACAGGAGAUCUCUUAGAUUCUCAGCUCCUGCUAGCUGCUCUUGACAGAGCAAAGAGGACCAGAAGUUCCUCUCACCGUCUCCACCAUCCGCCAAAUCUACCAGUGGCCCAGCUACUGUGCCCCUUCUGAAGCAUGUCUGGCUUGUCCCAGUGGCGACUUUGAGGCCCUGGGCCCUGCCAGGCUUGCCUCAUGGAGGCAGGAGUUCCCAAAUGCAAGGUAGAAUUGUUCUGGGUGUGCUGGAGUGUCCAGCCUUAAUCUCAGUGAACCCAAGCCUCCCCCUGCUAGCUUAUUCUACUAUCCCUGCCUCUUCUGCCUCUCCUUCAGACAUGCAGCACCCUCCUCCACAACUCCUGGCAUGAUGUACAACAGCCCAAGGAUUCAGGAUUCCUUCCCAAAAUCCAAUGAUUUCUUUUCAGUGGAGGACCUGGCCCUAAACCUGGCGUGGGCACCUCACAGAGAGCCUGGAGCCUUAGCUCGGCUGACUUCAGUUGAUGUCUAGACUAAUUUCAUUUUCUAGGCUAUCUAAUUGUUAUCAUGUAUGUUUUGCUUUGAUUUUGUUAAAAACAAUAGCUUGUAUAUAUCAGACACAAUAUAUACAAAUGUUUUGAGUGAAAAUAAAUAUCGAGGUCUGAGCCAA
Messenger RNA from Callithrix jacchus (white-tufted-ear marmoset), 2528 nucleotides. RefSeq names its product homeobox D12 (gene HOXD12). Gene Ontology annotation, molecular function: DNA-binding transcription factor activity, RNA polymerase II-specific; sequence-specific double-stranded DNA binding. Gene Ontology annotation, biological process: regulation of DNA-templated transcription. The record is from RefSeq and is a predicted model, not a curated record. Lineage: Eukaryota; Metazoa; Chordata; Mammalia; Primates; Cebidae.